Paramormyrops kingsleyae is the source of this 2069-nucleotide messenger RNA. The record is from RefSeq and is a predicted model, not a curated record. NCBI's taxonomy places the organism in Eukaryota, Metazoa, Chordata, Actinopteri, Osteoglossiformes, Mormyridae.
UAGGCUUAAGCCGAUUGUCAGUGACGGGUGUGUUUCAAGCUAGGUCGUUAGAGGACAGGAGAGGACAAACUGACAAUCACUAAAAUUGUUUGCUUCAUCGACCAUGAUGAUGAGGAGUAAACCUGAUGAAGAUGAUUACUGGAAUAGUUCGAAGUUCAGGGCCUUCACCUUUGAUGAUGACGAUGAUGAGUUUUCCACUUUGAAAGAGUCUAAACGAGCAGUGAACAGCAUCGUGGUCGACGACGAUGACGACGACGAUGAAGAUGAUGUGGAGAAAGUCAGUUGGAGCGGCGAGCCUGUUGGAAGUGGUCUGGCUGUAGGUAUCUCCUGGUCUAUCAAGGAAACCGCGUCCAGUGUCCACGUGGGUGGGCAGGACCAUGGAUUUCCCAAGAUUGACAGCACACCCUCUUUACCUAGGCAGGGCUCUGGUUACUCGCUCAGCUCUCUCUUCAAAGGAAGACCCAAAAGUGGUAGCAUCCAGGCUAUUUCUGAAUCGUUCCCUGACGUUCCCUCGCGAAGUUUUGCACCAGAGCUGCGGAAGCCGAAGGCAGAGUACAAGGACUACAGUGACUGGAGUCCAGAGGAGACUGUCCGGAGGAUGCAGCGAGGAAAGGCCUACUCCUUCGAGACGUUCCGCUCCCUGAAGGACAAGAUGCUGCUUUUGGACGAGGCCGUUCAUGCGAACGACGGAAAUGUCAUCACCGCGGUCCUCAUAUUUUUAAAGAAGUCCUUAAGUAAAGAAAUUCUCUCAAGGGAGCUGACAUCAAGGGAAAUAGCCCUCCGGCACUAUAUUCACUACCUGAAGGAGAUGGGAGAGCAGAAGUCACUCGUGGAGCUUCUCAAGUCAUUGGGCCGGACAGAGGACAUGGCGCUUCUCCAGUACAAAGAGCACCUCAACAUCAAAGAUGAAGUGCGGAAAAAAGAGUACCUGAAGGCCUGCAUUGGUCUCCCCUUUUCACCAGAAGAUGCCAGCCAUGUCCAAGAUCACUACACGCUACUUGAGCGUCAAAUUAUCAUAGAGGCUAACGAUAAGCAGGCGGAGAACAAGGUGGAGGUGUUCAAGAAGCACCCCCGGAAAGCUUCCAUCCUGAACAUGCCCAUCAUCACCACGCUCUACUACUCUUGCUUUUACCACUAUGGGGAGCCAGAGGGCACGUUCAGCAGCCCCGCAAACAUCAGGUCAACUUUUAAGAUUUCAGAAAAGCAAUACUUCCUCACAGUUCUGGGCGCACGUGCAAAACUGAAGGAGUGGUUUGAUGUAGACAGGCUUUUCACUGCCAAGAAUUGGUUUGGCUACACUAAGAAGAAGUCCCCCAUUGGGUUCCACAGAGUAGUGGACAUUCUGCAGAAGAACAAUGCACCAGUCCAGGUCCUGCAGGAGUAUGUGUCCUUGGUGGAGGAUACAGAGCAGAAGAUCAGCCUGGCUCAGAAAUACAAAUGUCAUGACAUUGUCAUUGAUACUUACAAAGACCUGAAGGACCGUCAGCAGCUGAUCAUAUACCAGGGAAAGGUGGAGAGGAACUCGCCUGAGGAUAGGAAGAUUCAGGAUCUCCUUAACAACACGCAAAUUCGGUGGAAGAACUGAUCAGCUGAGUCAAGGUGCCCCUCAGGACAGCGCCAGUAACUCUGCCCUAAUGCGUCCCCGAGGGCAGCUUGCUGCUCAGCCCACCUGAAGCUUCCUUCUGAAGCUUUCUUUUGAGCAACUUCUUUUUUGUUUAUUUUGGAGACGGACCUACUGCGUGAAUAAGACUGAAAGAGUGUCACUCGGACUGAACGACCCUGAACAUUCAGGUGAUUUUUCUGUACAUUGAAUCUCCACAGAGGACCUGUUUUUUUUUUUUUUAACGGAGUGGCACCUUGCAGAAAACGACAGAAAAAUGUGUAUUGGAAUGAGAAAAUGAAUAUACCGGUGCUAAAGUGUUAUGAGUAUUUUCUGUGACAUUUUAUUUCUGUGAACAUUCCACUACAAACCAAUGCUUAUUCUUUUGAUUGAACAAGAAUCCAAACACAGGUUAUUUAAAAAAUGGUUUGGUUCAGUCAGAUUAAAGUUUCCAUGAGAUGGGAUUUCC